This is a messenger RNA of Orussus abietinus, 2185 nucleotides long. RefSeq names its product putative protein TPRXL. NCBI's taxonomy places the organism in Eukaryota, Metazoa, Arthropoda, Insecta, Hymenoptera, Orussidae. The coding region runs from base 99 to 953 and encodes 284 amino acids. The transcript has 4 exons. The record is from RefSeq and is a predicted model, not a curated record.
UUUCAUCGGCUGAUAUUCUGCUCGACUCGCUCGCGCCGUUUUCACGGUCGCAGUCGAAACCGGACACCAAACCGAGGAUCAUCGAAAUCGCCGUCAAGAUGACCCCGACGUCACGUUUCGGCAUCGUGUCGCUGCAGCUGGUGAUCGUUUUACUCAUCUGUGUCAGACACGGUGCAUCGUUAAAGUGCUACGUCUUCAGUUCGGACUCGGACGACUUCGCGAGUGAAGUUGCUGAGACGUAUUUACAGGAGUGUGAAAAGCCACAGGGCACGACGACUGAAGCUUCUGCGAGCACUGACACAGGAACGGGAGGCUCACCCAUUACUUCCGAGUCGCCGGCGACAGGGGAUUCUUCUUCCGAAACUUCAUCGCCAUCUUCGACAGAAAGAUCUUCCGAAACUUCACCGCCAUCUUCGACAGAAAGUUCUUCCGAAACUUCACCGCCAUCUUCGACAGAAAAUUCUUCUGAAACUCUACCGCCGUCUUCGACAGAAACUUCUUCCGAAACUUCACCGCCAUCUUCGACAGAAACUUCUUCUGAAACUUCACCGCCAUCUUCGACAGAAGGAUCUUCCGAAACUUCACCGCUAUCUUCGACAGAAGGAUCUUCCGAAACUUCACAGAAAGAUGACAACGAUGAAAACUCGGACUCGGAAGCACCCAAUUACCAUGUCCAACAAAUACCAAGGUAUCGCAGUCCGCGAUCAUUGUUCCGAGCUGCAAGUGACUUCGCUUGUUACAAAUCGAUUAUAAAAGAUGACGGAAAUGUGGUAGUUCACCGAGGAUGCAUUAAACGAACGCAGACAUGCGAGGACAUCGAGGAAUUUAAAUCGAAGGAUCAUCAAUGUUGGCAAUGCAGCGACAAGGACGGUUGCAAUUCUUCCUCGAUAUCAAGAUUGAGUAUCUUCUCCCUCUUGCCCCUUUUGGCGGCCAUUUUCUUAACGGCAAAAUAAAUUACUAGUCUUCAGGGAUUCGAAAAUUCCAAAAUCUCGCCUGGACCUCUCGCAAUAACCGCGACACCACGUGAUAGGAAAUUUCUGUACAUAAAUGAGUACCUUUGUAUGUAAAGACGCACUCUCUACGCAUUUUCCAGUCGAAUGGCAUCAAUUAAAUAAGGACGAAUAAAGUUUCCCCGGAAAUUGCUCCUUCCCUCCCGAAAAUCCCGAGAAAAAUCAAUUCCCGACGCCAUUUUGUUUUCGUUGAACCACCUUACCGAUGUUUAUGGAUUUCCUCUUGAGAAACAUGUUAAUCUGGGAGAAGCCAUCGAGAAAGUGUCGCCGAAUUUCGUGUCCGUCGAAAUUGGACGACGCGGCCGAACCGCCGCGUCUCCUCCGCCGUCUGCUCAUCCGUGAUAUCGAAACUUGACGAAGUUUGCUUAAUCGAGCUCCUCGGCGACGCCGAUGGCGCGUUGGAUAUAUAAACCGAAUAUCCAGCCGGAAAUUUCGGAAUCCUCUUCUCCCCUCCUCGAAAAAACAUUUCAUAAAUUAUUUCCUAGGCGACAUAAUUCCCUAUUUUCAAGCUGCGAGGCUUCGUUACCAAAAUAGUGCGAUAAACAUAAUUUCAAUUUGUGAGCCGCCUGAAUUUAAUUAAAAAUAGAGAAAUUAUCAUCGCAGUUCCAUGCCGCAAAAAUGGAGGAACUUUUCCGACAUGCGUAAGUAAAAUUCUUGUAUUUAUGGAUAAGUUUGUGCGCGAUGACCAGGAUUUCAUGAUUUACUGUAAGGCCAUGGUGGAUGGUCCCUUGCCACCAGUUCCUUGCACCCACCUGCAGUGAUAAGAAGGGCUGCAUCCCCAUAUUGUCCGACCCACGCCUUAUCGGAACACAUACCUCGGCCACUUCUCGCUGCGAUGCGCUUCGGGACGGUCUGAAAUUACGUUACGGUUAGCUGGAUAACGCCUCGAAGUUAUGCGAAACUCUCGCGAGUUUAUGGGGUUAGCCUGGCACUUCAGGAAUCCGGACUGGGCCGAAAGAAACAGGGAAAGAAGAUGGAUUUCGCUGUACUCCGCUCCGUUUCAACGAUUUUACGAAAUCCCGAGCAAUUUGGUGGGUCUCGAGUCGUUAAUUGUGCCGACCUCGAAAAAAAGAGAAAUUAAUAAAGAUCCUCUGAGGAGACUCCCAAAUUUCCCCGUCCCGGAUGUUAAUAAUUCCUCAAAGCGGAAGGAAAAUAAACACAAUUGAUAAUGCGAA